AUGGCGUUGGACGAGGCGAACGACGCGAAGACGGCGGCGAGCGUGACGUUCGGAGGCGCGUGCGUGACGUCGCUGGCGUGGAGGGCGAAAGAGGAGGGCGAACGAUGCGAUUUGCUCGUCGGAUUGGCGAACGGGGAGGUGUGUGGGGUGGAUUUGGGGAGAUGGUUGGGGGAGAAGGCGAAGCGGGCGACGGCGACGACGACGCGAUGGAACGCGGACGGCGACGGGGUGAACGCGUCGAGGACGACGUGCGUGCGGUGGCGAACGAGAGGGGACGAUAAGGAGAACCUCGCGACGGGGUUCGAUUUCGUGUCGUUGCACGCCGAUGGGAGCAUGUACACGUACGAUUCGUCGAAGGAUGUCGUCGCGGCAAAGUUUGAGGCGUUGGCGGACGCGUCGGCGCUGAGCGUCGCCGCGUCGCAAGUUCCCGGGUCGAAUCCGAGCGCGCGAUGGCAUUUCGGACGACAUACGCUGAAUGCCGCGGCAUUUUCUCCCGAUUGUCGUUAUUUAGUCGUCGUGAAUGGGGCGGGGAUGUGUCGCGUGUUGGACGUCGAGCUCGACAGGCCGAACAUCGUCGCCGGCUUCAAGUCCUACUACGCCGGUUUCAACGCCGUGACUUGGAGCCCGUGCGGUCGGUACGUCAUAGCUGGUGGUGAGAGCGAUAUGCUCGAAAUAUGGGGGUUGUACGAGCGAGAAGUCGUCGCGUGGGGGUGCGGCGGCCAUCGCAGCUGGAUCACCGACGUCGCCGUGGACGAGCGCGCCGCCGGCGAAGGUCAUCGCUUCCUUCGAAUCGCCUCCGUGGGCGAGGACUGUCGAGUGGCGUUCUGGGACUGGCAUUUCCCCGAAGACGACGACUUCGGCGAAACCGCGGCGCGCGACUCGAACACCGCCACGCUCGCGGACCAAGCCUCGCGACUCUCCGUCGGCGCCGCGCGCGCGUCUCGUCGCGCGCCCUCUUUCGUCGGCCCCGACGCUAACAUCGUUCAGUCCGCCCAUCGCGACGAGGUUGAACGUCUCGUCCCUAUCAUGACCCACAAGCUCCACACCUCGCCCGUCACCGCCGUGCGUUUCACCGCCGAAGCCGCGCUCACCGCGACGCUCAACGAAAUCAAGCUCUGGCGCCGCCCGUCGCAUCCAUCGCGUUACGUCCACGACGACGACCAUGAAGAGAGCGAUUUAGGGUUUCCGUGA
Molecule: messenger RNA, 1191 nt
Organism: Ostreococcus lucimarinus CCE9901
Lineage: Eukaryota; Viridiplantae; Chlorophyta; Mamiellophyceae; Mamiellales; Bathycoccaceae
Exons: 1
Coding region: 1-1191 (396 amino acids)
Molecular function (GO): protein binding
Source: RefSeq, a predicted model, not a curated record